UUACGGGCCGGGAAAGCCCGAUGUAGAGACUACCCCGCUGCUCCGGAACCUCUUUGCUGUUCCCACUCACCCACCUGCGGCGGAAGAGGGAAAGAGGCCGUGUGAGAGAGGCCCGGAGAAAGGCUUUGUUUCGACUCUACACCUUUUCCUAUCUCUAGGGUUGCCCCCUGAGGGCGGCCGAAGGACAGGGCGGCCGUCGCGGCUUGAGUGCGUCACGGCGGAGACGCUCUCCCACCUGUGCCAGCAUGGAAGAGACGAGAGGUGCCGCUGACGCGGCGGCGGCGGCGGCGGCUGAAGCCCCGGAACCGGCGGCCGGGGAGUUGCUAGGAGAUGAAUGCUAUGUGGACUUCUUGAAGGAAGAUUUUGAUGUGAAGGCGUACACCUCACAAUCGAUUCAUCAAGCUGUUAUAGCUGAACAGUUAGCGAAACUUGCUCAAGGGAUUAGUCAGUUGGAUAAAGAGCUGCACUUGCAAGUAGUUGCAAGGCAUGAGGACUUGUUAGCACAAGCAACUGGCAUCGAAUCUCUGGAAGGUGUUCUUCAAAUGAUGCAGACCAGAAUCAGUGCAUUGCAAAGUACUGUUGACAGAAUCAGAGCCAAAAUAAUCGAUCCUUACAACAAAAUCGUGUCCCGUACGGCACAGUUAGCAAGGCUUCAGGCUUCCUGUGACUUGCUGCGGAGAAUAAUGCGCAUCUUGUAUGUCAGCAAGAGACUUCAAGGGCAGCUGCAGGGAGGAAGCAGAGAGAUAACAAAAGCUGCUCAGAGCCUCAAUGAGCUUGAUUACCUUUCCCAAGGAGUAGAUCUCUCUGGAAUAGAAGUAAUUGAAAACGAACUGCUUUUUAUGGCAAGAGCUCGACUCGAGGUAGAAAACCAGGCUAAGCGGUUGCUGGAGCAAGGAAUGGAGACUCAGAAUCCUACCCAAGUAGGAACGGCUCUUCAGGUUUUCUAUAACCUUGGCACUUUGAAAGUCACCGUCACUAAUGUUGUGGAUGGUUACUGCGUAUCCUUGGAGGAGAACAUCAGCAAUGCCUUGGAUAUUAAGGUUUUGACUCAGCCCUCUCAGACAGUGGUCAGAGGUGGUCCUGGAAGAGCAUCUAUGCCAACACCAGGAAACAUGGCGGCCUUUAGAGCAGCUCUGUGGACCAAUAUGGAAAAGCUGAUGGAUCAAAUCUGUGCAGCUUGUGGGCAGGUGCAGCAUCUGCGGAAAGUACUGUCCAUGAAAAGAGAUCCAGUUACACAGGUGUGCUUCAUUGAAGAAUUAGCAAAGGAUGGCCUGUCAGACAUUUUGUGCACAUUUUGGACGGCAGUGACUCAGACACUUGCCUCCCAGUUUCAGAAGGCAACCGACUCUUCCAUGUUUUUGAAACAAGCUUUUGAAGGCGAAUACCCUAAAUUACUGAGGCUCUAUAAUGAUUUCUGGAAGCGUAUUCAACAAUAUAGCAAAAAUAUUCAAAGAAAUUUCAUUACAAAUGGCACUGCCGAACACUUUGCAGAACUUCAACAGAUAGAAGAUGAUACACAGGACAUUUUCAUGCAAAAGAAACAGGAUUAUGAUCCAGAAAUAGCCCUGAAAGACUCUUUGCAACCUUAUGAAGCUGCCUACUUGUCAAAGUCAUUAUCGCGGCUCUUUGACCCCAUCAACCUCGUCUUUCCCCCUGGAGGUCGCAAUCCCCCUUCAGCUGAUGAGCUUGACAGCAUCAUCAAAACCAUUGCAAGUGAGCUGAAUGUGGCUGCUGUAGAUCCAAAUCUCACCUUGGCGGUAUCAAAAAAUGUCGCAAAGACCAUACAGCUCUUUAGUGUGAAGUCUGAACAGCUUCUGUCGACGCAAGGAGAAGCCAGCCAGGUGAUUGGGCCGUUAACAGAAGGUCAAAGAAGGAACGUGGCUGUAGUGAAUUCCUUGUACAGGUUACACCAGUCGGUUCUUAAAGUAAUAUCCUGCCAAAGUGCAUUUCCAGCCUCUUCAGAGGAAACUAUUAGCACAGCCUUGAAGACAGUCUAUGAUUUGAUGGGAAAUGCUGUGCAACCUUUGCUGAACUCAGUUGGAGACUCAAUAGAGGCUAUUAUCAUCACGAUGCACCAGGAGGACUUUUCUGGGUCACUACCCACUUCAGAAAAGCCCGAUAUCCCUUGUUCUCUGUACAUGAAAGAACUACAGGGCUUCAUAGCAAGAGUCAUGAAUGACUACUUCAGACACUUUGAAUGCUACGACUUUGUCUAUGAGAGCACUGAGGCCAUUGCCCAGAGAGCUAUUGAGCUUUUUAUUCGCAAUGCCAGCCUAUUAAGGCCUCUUGGCGAAGGCGGGAAAAUGCGGCUUGCUGCUGAUUUUGCACAGAUGGAGUUAGCAGUCGCUCCUCUCUGCAGACGGCUCUCUGAUCUGGGAAUAUCCUACAGGCUCCUAAGAUCAUUCAGGCCAAUGCUGUUCCAGACUAGUGAGCAUAUCAUCAAUAGCCCGGCCGUGGGAGAUAUCAUUCCAUUCAGUACCGUUAUUCAGUUCUUAUUUACAAGAGCACCACCUGAAUUAAAAUCUCCAUUCCAGAGAGCAGAGUGGACCAUUGCACGUUAUUCCCGGUGGCUUGAUGACCAUCCAUCAGAGAAAGACAGACUCAUUUUGAUACGCUGUUUGGGGAUUCAACUACUUGUAUAUCCUUGUGCAGUACUGGCUCUAUGAUAUGUUUUGAAUGAUACAGUGCCUCCUGGGCUGUAAUCCUAAGAACUGCAGCAGAAACUCUACUUAAAUCAGCAGGACUGCUUUCCAAGUUAAGUAUGUUUGGGAUCAAGUUGUUUGUUUCACUAGAGUGUUUGGAAAACUAAAAGGGGAAGAGAAGGAGCUUGGUGAGCAAGGUAUAUGGAACAAAAUUAAAGCACUCUUGAAAUGGCUUUCUAUAUUAAAGACAGCAACACCCACCCACACCUGAAUAGGUACAGAUGCACAUGCAUGCACAAUUAAACAAAUGAAAGAAACCAUAUAGGCAGUGCUGUGAUUACAGGCAGUAGUUUUUGCUGGAGCUUGUUUUACUAAGGUAGCAGCUAAAAUUAAGAAUAAGGGCAGUGAUGACUCCUCCUGAAUCAUACUUGAAUCAUCCUUGAAUGCUUGUUUCACAGGAUGCAGACACUUAGGAAAAAGAGCAGUACAGUGGUACCUCGAGUUACAAACGUCUCAGGUUACAAACGCUUCAGGUUAUAAACUCCGCUAACCUGCAAGAGUUACCUUGAGUUGAGAACUUUGCCCCAGGAUGAGAACGGAAAUCGUGUGCCAGCGGCGCAGCAGCAGCAAGAGGCCCCAUUAGCGAAAGCACGCCUCUAGUUAAGAACAGUUUCAGGUUAAGAACGGAGCUCCGGAAUGAAUUAAGCUCGUAACUAGAGGCACCACUGUAUAUGUAGGAAAUAUUAAUAUUCUUAUUCAAGCCUCUGGCAGAGGGUCAAAAGCAUUUCAGAGUAUCUGUCCGGAGUAGGGAUUGCCUUACACCUCUGAAGGAUUGCUCAUUGUUACCUCCUCCCUCCCCACAGCUAGCUUGGUUUUAGAUUUUCAGGCAGCCAAUGGAUAUCACACAACAGUGUUUGACAUGUUUUGUUACAUUCCCAAGUGCCCAAGCUUUGCUGCGUGCCCAAGUAGGAUAUGCAUUUUUCGUUUCCUUGUGACGAUUGUGCCAUCUAGUUAGCUGUGUCCUACUAAACAGGAUCAGCAACUAGCAAACUCUUCAGAUGAGCUAAACAGUUACUUGGUAGAAAUGGAGAGCAGCAAGUAGUGGAAUAUCGAGCAUUUUUGAAUGUGUAUGGUUUGCCAUUUAGUUGUUGUUGGUCAAAGAAAGGGAACAUGGAAAGCAGUGUGGAGCAAGCUGCCCCUUGAAACUAUGCUAAACCUUGCAUACAGGUGGCAUCUCAUCCCACCUCUGCUACCCCUUUGUUGGAGAGGAUGUUGGGAAGGAAACUCUCUGGUGAGAAUGUUCAGGGGUGAGGGAGUUUUGGCAUGCCAUCUUUUUGGUGAUAGUGAUUGUGGUCGCAGAAGUAGUAACUAUAGAUUCAGGCCUCACCUGGUUCAUGUGUCAGAAUAAGCCUUUACACCAAAACUUCUCAUAGCUGCCUACAUGGUAAAAACAGCUAUUGGAAAUAAGAGGAGCUUGUCCUCUGGCACCCUUGACUGCAUUACACAGCAAUGCAGACCAGCUAAGGGAGACAUUAAAUUCCAACCUAAGGGAACUUAGAUUGGCCGUACCUCAGAUACCAUUUUGGAGGUAUUGGUUGGUCUAACUCAUGGGUCGGCAAACUAAGGCCCGUGGGCUGGAUCAGGUCCAAUUGCCCUCUGGAUUCAGCCCAUGGACGGUCCUGGAAUCGCUGCUUUGGUCAGCGUGAUUUUUUGGGCGGUGCCAUUUUUUUCCCCAAGCACCAUUUCCCACCCCCUCCCUCUCACACACAUACCGCAGCACCUCCUCCUCCCUCCCUCCCGGCUUCUCCCUGCCCUUUGGAGGAAGGGAGCUGGGCUCUGAUUGGUGCCAGCCAAUCCGAAGCCUUGCCACCCGUACACUGAGGCGCAGCUCAGACUCGCCACCUGCCCGUCAGCCUCUCCAUCCAUGGCCUCACUGUGGGUAUCGUGACGGGCAUGUUGUGGGGCUUCAGCUGGCCCCCAACCGUAGAGCAGAGGAGGA
Molecule: messenger RNA, 4641 nt
Organism: Zootoca vivipara (common lizard)
Lineage: Eukaryota; Metazoa; Chordata; Lepidosauria; Squamata; Lacertidae
Source: RefSeq, a predicted model, not a curated record